AUGAAUGCUUUAACCCAGACUGGUGCGGCUGCUGGAGCAAAUCAAAAGGCCAAGAUUGAUAGGCGGAUCAAGAAAAAAAGCGAAAAGGGAGAAGGAAGGCGUAAGGUCGAAAAGUUGCUGGCCUGACGUCAUACUGCGUAACACGUAUGUAUUGUCACAAAGUUGGAGGGACCUAAAACAGCUGCAGAGACUACUCGAAAUUAAAUAACCGUGAAGCGGUUAGGUCUUCGUAUUAGAGAUUCGGCUCUCCGAUAAAUGGGAAUUUAUUCAUUCUUAACACUUCAACUUCUCCUCGAUAUCUAAGGCAAGAGCAAAGCAAACAGUUUAGGUAAAGAGUCGCAAGUUUUUAUAAUUCGGUUAUGUUUAUUUUUAUAUAACACCGAUCAAAUGUCAGUUGUCGGCAGGCAAUUGUCAUCUGUCCUCCGCAGGGCACAGAUGGUGUUUUCUGUUGAUUCCAUACGACAAUUAAUACAUGUUGUGCAUUAUCGGCCGGAUUUAUUGAUAUUUAUUCAAUUGUCAUCCUUUGAGUACUUUGAAACAAACUGCAAACAAACAAACUUUGCAAGAAGCCGCAGGCCAUUGCACAUACACUUGCGAAGAUACGGUAUGAUUCCAAGGAAAAGUAUUGUUUGAAGAUGUCUGGCCUGUGUUUGGACGGGUUUAUGAAGGCCGGAAAGUUUUAUGAAAACACCGCCUAAAGGCCUAAUAAAAGGACGCGACUAAUCAUACCAAAAAGUUUGGAAUCGUUGAAGAUGAAAGAAGAGGCCUCGGCGGCAUAAGAGGUGCAUCCGUGCCGGAAAUCUGGUUAAGAGCCGGAUAAAGUGCUGGCCUCUCCUCAAAGGAAGUUACCCAACAAAUCUCAUCGGCCAUCCAAAGCAAUUUACUCGUUGAAUUGGCGGCGGAUAUAGUCUCGAAAAGUCUUGAAUGCAGGGCCGAAAGUCGCGCAAGCGGUGUUUUUCGAUCCGGCGGACCUAUUUGGAAGAGUAAAGGGGACUCAAUGCCAACGGAAUUCAGUUUACCCAAGUAAAAGAGGCGGUCUGACGAUGUUGUUUCGGAAGUCAUCGAGGCGCCAUAGAAUUCAGGAAAUCGUGGAGCUACUCAUCUGAUUGUCAUUGCUGAAUGGAGUGAGGCCACAAGGUCGGUCUUGCUUUUUACGGCUACCGUAAUCCUUGAUGGGAUGGCAUUUAUUAACGGAGGGUGUAAACAUAAACCUGUGGUUCAGGUGACUUUCCACAGACACUGUUGCGCUGAAUAAUUGUGAAGCGUGUUUCCCGUUUACAACCGCUACCAGGCGGGCGUUUAACUGCACUUAAAUGUCCUCCUCUUCCACGUCUCUGCCAUAAGAUUUACGAAGAAGAGGUCCGAGAUUUCCUCCCAAAACAACCAAUAUCUCCGCCUUAGGUUAAGCAACAUGGCCGAGAGAGAUUGGAUUCAAGGAAGGAGAGUCCGUGACAACUCUCGUCACUUUGAGUUUUUUGCUUUCAUCGGUACACCGAAACCAGAUAUAGAACAUCAGGCCCAGGUCUGGUUGUGGUUUUGGGCGUUUUGACUGAUACUUGUCACGUCCCAAGCGGCAGCCGCUCAUUUGCUUCGCUUGAAAGUCGUGUGCGGUUUUUCGUCAGAUAAGUGGUAUAAUCCCAUCUAUUAUCUUGUUCAUUCAGAUGCCGACUACCUGUGGUUUUCCGAACUGUAAAUUUAGAUCGAGAUACCGAGGCCAGGAAGACAACCGGCACUUCUACCGUAUCCCCAAGCGACCACUUAUUCUUCGGCAGCGGUGGCUUAGAGCAAUUGGUAGGACUGAAGAAACUGUGGUCAGUCAGGUAAAAAGAGCAUACCAAUAGAGGUCAAAAAGCGGUUAUUAUAGCUGAGAAUUUGUUCUGCUCAUUUCAAGGAUGGCGAGAAAAGAGAAGGUGACAUCCCCGUACCUGACCCCGAGGUAAAUCUUGUAGUCUCACUAGUUUGUGUGUAUGUAUCUAUGUAUAUUUAUGCUUUUUCUAUGUGUUUGAUGCUUUAACGAAUGGCUUUGAAGCAUGAUACUCCGAUUUCAAUUCAACUGCCACCUAAAGAAAACAAGUCCUUGGAAAAAAGGCGACAGAAGUGUCAGCUGGACAGUUCUAAAUGUUUGAAUAUGAGCACAACGCCUUUCCCUUCUUUGAAUCAGCUUUAUGAACGCUUAGGCUUGGGUGAUCCAAACCAAGUGGCCUCAGCUUUUGCAAAUGCUUUAAAAUCAGCAACCGAACAUACGUCGCUGGACCUGAAUUUAGGAUCCCGCCCAUCCUCACACGAUUCCCCACUACUGAAUUCGACUUCUGCUUUUGUGCCUUCAAGUGGUAUGUGUUGAUUUUGGCGCUACGACAUUUCGGGUCAGGGGAAAAAAAGAAUUUUUUGGUGAAUUUGAAAAAUUUUUGAAAUCUUUUCGCUUCGGGACUUGGGAAAAAGAUUUUUUUUGAGAUUUUGAACAAAUUUUUUAAAUGUUUUCGCUUCGGGACUGGGGAAAAAGAUUUUUUUGGAGAAUUGAGGUUUAUUUUUAAAUUUUUUUUAGGAAAAAAUAGGAAAAAUCCUUUUCCCAAGUCCCGAAACGAAAAAAUUUCAAAAAUUUGUUCAAACUCUCCAAAAAUCCUUUUUCUCACGUCCCGAAGCGAAAACAUUUCAAAAAUUUGUUCAAACUCUCCAAAAAAAUCUUUUUUCCAAGUCCCGAAGCGAAAACGUUUCAAAAAUUUUUUCAAAUUCACCAAAAAAUUCUUUUUUCGCAGUCCCUUAGCGAAAAUAUUAAACGGUAUCGUUGACCCGAAUUGUCGUUGACCCGAGUUGUCGCGACCCGAGUUGUCGCGACCCGAGUUGUCCCUGACCCGAAAUGUCGGGACGCGUUGAUUUUCAGUCCAGCUAUUUCACUUGUUAGCAUUCACGUAUAGUAGUGCACGUAGAGCUAAUAACUAUGAUUAUUAGAAAUUGUAACCGUAAGAUUCUUAAUCUAUGUCGAUUGAACGUUUCAAACCGCAAAUGGAUUCCCGAAAACACGCUCCUUCACAUUGUCUGUUUCCGCCGCCAUUUUUCGAAAGGGGUUUGCCCCGGCGGGAGAAAGACUGGCUGGUGGGGGAGAUCGAAUGGACUCAUUUCAGCCAUUCCAAGACUCUCCGGAGAAGAGCCGUUUCUGCGCAUUUCGUCCCUUUUCGGUUAAAAUUUUUGCGCAACCUUGGCUGGAUGACGCUACAACUCCACAACCCCGACACCUUUUUAUUCUCGUUUCAGGUGACCGAAACAGUGCGGUGUCCGGUUUUGGGGAGUCGGAGGCGUCGCCCCUCGCCCAGCUCUUGCUGCACCCUCUUCAUGCCACUGAUAACCUUCAACAUAAUCUUGGCCCAGCUGAUAACGUCGCCCCCUUGCUCGGCUGUGCGUCUUCUCUCAUUGAUGAUUUUAUUAUUAUUUUUUGAAUGUUUUUCAUCUCUAACGUUCAAUUUCCGUUACUAAAAAAAAAUUUCAGUAGGUAAUAAUCAGUUCGGGAUGAGACCUCUGGUAGCAUUGCUCGAUGGUCGCGACUGCGCAAUCGAAAUGUCCUUACUGAAAGAUGUCGCCACGGUUGCUUUUUGCGACGCACAGAAUCCCUCAGAAAUUCAUGAUCGGGUAGGUUAAAAGUACUUCAAAAAACUGGGCUUUUACGGUUAUUAUAAAAAAUUCAAGGUAUUUUGUUUAUACUAACUGUAGUUUUUUACUUUUAGGUACUGAACGAAGCCGUUGUGGCAUUAGCUUAUCACUCGAUUCAGUUGGAUAAAGAAGAUCUAAUGAAAUUCAAACGUCUAAAGGCGAUUAUUCGUAUUGGGCCAUCAACUGGCAACAUUGACAUUGAAACCGCUAGUGAUCGUGGGAUAGCAAUCUGUAACACGAAGGCAGAAUGCAUCGAGGAACAAUCGGAUACUACGCUUUCGUUAAUGCUGAAUCUCUAUAGAAAAACGUAUAUUUUUGCUCGAUCUUCGAGAAAUCAAGGUAUCGAAGGAUUGAAGGAGGUAUCAGCGGGUACCAAAAGACUUCAUGGAAGUUCUCUUCUUAUAGUUGGCCUUGGAAACGUUGGGAAAGCUGUUGCUCUAAGAGCUAAGGCCUUCGGAUUCAAGAUCACCUUCUAUGACCCAAAUAUUUCUGAAGGUAAGUUUAUACCUUAAUUAUUUCAUAGAAAUGCUUAGGAAUGGAGAAAGCUCUAGACAUUAACCGGUGCCUGAACUUGGAAGAAGCCCUCGCCAACGCUGAUUGCGUCACCUUCCAUUGUCCGGUGAAUGUAAACACUAAAAACAUAAUCAACGCGGUAAGAAGACAAUGAAUUUGUUUAAUAUUAUUAUAGCAAAACUUAAAACGAAUGAAGAAGGGCGUUUACAUUGUAAAUAUAAUCAGUGAAAAGUUGUUAGUGGAAUCGGAUGUGUUAACAGGCCUAAGAAAUGGGCAGAUUGGAGGCAUCGCCUUAGACUUGAAUACCAAAAACGAAUCGUUAAGUGCAUUUCCCAACGUCAUCUAUACUCCAAGAAUGUCAUGGUAUUCCGAUCAAUCAUGUAGAGAACUCAGGGAGGCUGCUGCUUUAGAAGCAAGAAGAGUCCUUAAAGGGGAAGAUCCCUUCCAAUUCCAUAAUUGUGUUAAUAAAAAGAUGAAAGCUGCCGCUGAACCUGCACUUCCAUCCACCUCCGUGGCCCCCAAUGUAACCUCUAUUCAUGGGAUCCCCCCAUUUUCCAGCACCAAUAGUAGGUCUUUAACCACAAGUCAUACAUUUUCAAAAAGAUUUCCUCGGAUUUCCUAAUUGUCUCGUAAAUACCCCGAUGAUGAUGUGGCCUACCAAUUUUGUAUCCGAGAAGCCUGUCUUUGGGAACAUUAGUGAAAACCAAAAUGAUGACCGCCGCGGUAAGAUUAAUUUAACUUUAUCAUAUUAUUCUAGCAGUGACCUCAGGCCUGCAUGAAGAUAGACCAUCAAUUUCACCGACCGUGGCAAAAGAGGACAGCAAAAAUGAUAAGGUAACACUCAUGAAUCAUAUGAAUACACAAGUUAAGUCCGAAAACGAUUAUAAAAACGGUACUAAUGCUUCAAAGGAAGAACAGAACAGCCAUGGGGAAGAUAAUGAUAGCCCACCCAUGGCAAAAAUCUGCAAACUAGAAGAACAAGUAAAGGUGUAAGAAGACGAAGUCUCAGGAUAUCAGAUCUCACGUUUUGUUGUCAUUAUGUUAUUUGUAAAUUAAACUAGAUAUCUCAUCGGAAAACCUUGUUUGUCUAACCUGGGGGAGGAUUCAAAGGGGCACUAACUUGAGUUAGCGACAUGACACAAAAGCGUGAGAAAAAGAAGUGCUAACUGGAGUGACCUCUCUUCUUUUUGAUUGGUGACUUUUUAUGGACAUUGGCCGAACUUUUUGGGCCAUAACUUUUGACACAAUGGACCAAUUUAUGCCAUUCCAAAAAAAUAUUAUUAACGCUUGUAGUACAGAAUACUUGGAUAUAAAUUUGUAAAAAUUCCUUCUAAAUUAUGCAAAUUUUUUUUCUUGGUAUCUUAACGGUCGUCUUUUAAUAAAAUGUUUCCAGAAAAGAAGUCAUUUUUGUAUCGUUUAGUGACCAAAGACGAACAAAAAGAUUUUGACAACCAGAAGCGGAAGCGACCGCACAGUCCAACAUUACCGGGAAGGAAGUUUUGCUCUGUAUAAGAUGACAUAAACAAGAUGUUCUUUACUGCGAGCUCUAAACCGGUAGAAUGGUUACUGGCAUCCGUUAGGAACAAUAGUUGAUGCAACGAACGAAUAGCUAUGAUUAAAGCGGUCUGAACGACCAAUUUUAAUUUUGCUGCAUGAUGACGCCAAACCCCAUAUUGAAAAACCGGUCAAGAACACCCCAGAACCGCUGUGGUGGGAGGUGUUACCGCACCCGCUAUACUCUCCGGACGCCGCAAUGUCAGACUAACACUUGUUUGGACCGACGACACUCGAUCUGAGGAAGCAACGUUUCGCUGAACACAAAAAUGUCAAAAGUUGGCCCGGUGUCUAAAUUUCCUCAAAACAAAAAAUAACGUUUUGACUGAUGGUAUUCAAAAGCUGCUCAAAUUGUUGGAAAAUGUCGUAGUUAGUAGUGGUAAUAAUAAUUAAACAAGCUUUAACGUAAAAUUUUUUGUUUUGGUUGAAAUUAUAAUAUCAGCCGCAAAAAACGACAAAGUCAUACUUCUAAACCUAAUAUACAGGGUGUUCCAAGAAUUAUGGAAAAAACUAUUCAUUAAUAACUUUGUGCUCGGUGGUCCAAUCCGAAUUUUUUUUUUUUGCAUUUUACAGAAAAUGGGCGGGAAAGGAUUCAGAGGACACAAUGUGACAUUUAUUUCAAAUUUUUGUGAUUCGGCGGAGAAAUUUUUUAACCUCGGCGGACGAUUUUUCUUCGACUUUGGAGAGUCAAAAUUAGCUAAAACCAAAACGUAUGGUAUCCCUGGUGGCAUGGCGCCUAAAUACGACUUAUUACGUCUUUGACCCACUGGGAGAAGAAAUAAAGGCAAUUCGGCGGAGAAAUCGGCGGGAAAAAUUAACGCAUUUUUACAGCCUCAUUUGUGAAAAAAACACUCCGCCGAAUCCAAGGCGGAUUACGGAAGUCUACGCUGAUAAAAGAAAAAAUGUUUUUUUGAUUCUAAAAACUCCAAGGUUUUUCUGCAAAAUGCAAUUCUGAACCCGAUAUUGCCCUGAGGCACAAGAUGUUCCCCCAGGCCUCUUCGGUACCCUACGCCAACGCAGAGUGCCAAUUUUCAUACAUGCAACUAGAAAGAUUUUAAUUACCAAGCUCAUCAAACGUGGUGUUUUUGCGUCGUUUUUUUCUGCUAAUUAUGGUUUGUAUCGCGACGAAAAACAAGCUUUUGGCGUAAUGCCUUAAAAAUUUUUUUGGCUUGCGAAGCUAAAAAUUUUUGUCGGUUGCACCACAAAAACAUUUUUUGCCAAAAAAAUGUGGCAUUGUGCAUUUUCUAUAAUUUUCCUUUUGUUGUGGCCACAUGCAUAAAGUGAUGUGUAACAGCAUAAAUAGCGUCAUAUUUAACAAAAAAUACAUGAAUAUAUAUUUAAGAAGCGUCAACAAUACUAAUAAUCUUAUUAAUUUGAUAUUCGGCGAUACCACCUCUUAGUAUAACAUAAUCCGGGGAUUGAAAAAAAUUCGCGUACAGAAAAUUCUGAAACUGAACACAUAUUUUCUCUGAAUUCUUCUGCAUCAACUGGCAUAUCGGGUAUACCCAUGUUUCGUUGGAACUGCGAGAUAUGACCGAAUCUUUAACAGAAACACCCAUGAUGUUUUAGAUGAAUAUGGAAAGGCUAAGAUGAUAACAGAUGUCAUGUUGAUUCUUAAAGGAGCUUAGUCCAUCGAAAUUUCAGAAAAUAUCAUUCAAUGAGUAUGUGUGCCGAUGGUUUUUGCGUAAAUUAGGUUGUGGUAAAUUAGAAUUUUCGGCGCUUCUUCUCUCUUUUUUUCAAUCAAUAAUAGCGCCGCCCCGUUAAAAAACAUUUUCCAAUUACGAAAGAACGAUGUGAACCGUGAAUAUCGCAAAAAAUAAAAUAAUUUCGGAGAGAGAAACUUGACGCAUUAGGGAAAGACGUGGCGCAGCUCGCAAAUUUUUUUUUCGUCUUGCAUGCGUUAGCUCGGUUUAGAUUGUAGAUACAGUUAGUUUAUUUUGUCGGUGCAUUGGAUGUGUGAUCAAAAAAGUUUGGACUCAAUUCCGGGAACUGCGACAUAUUCCAGCUGUCGUAGCCUGGAGAACAUUGAAGAUGCGAAUUCAGCGACCACGACCGAGUCAUAUGAUCGGAAGAAGCAAAGCUGGGUCGAGAAGGAAGCGGAUGCCAAUUAUUUCUUCACGAAUAAGGACAGUUUUUUCUUCAAGAAAGCUGUCUUUGCCAUAGGGAGCGGAGUCCCGCCGACUCCAGAACGACGAGAUACCCGGAUAAACUCAAUCAUGACUCCCUCAAUGGCUUUGGAUACCUUCAAAGAAUGUUUGGACAGCUAUGAGAAGCGUGAAAUUAAAAGUUGUAAACUAGUUUCUCACGUUGGAUCUGCUGCAGACAAGGACAAGAUCAGGAAUUAUUAUAAGAAGUACAAAAGCUUUGACGAUGUCCUUGGUAGAUACUAUAUUUUGCCACACGAUCAUUUGUAUUAUCGAUAUGAAAUUUUGAAAGAACUUCAGAAUGGCCGAAUGUCACAGGUAUUUUUUUAUUCAUGAUUGGGAUAGUUUUUUUGUUUAGAUUGUUCUUGCUUAUGAUCAUGAAAGAUGUCAGAAAGUAGUUGCAAAAAUAUUCCGUAACGAACAAUGGUCAAAGAUAUGUGCGCAAAAAGAAAUCAAGAUGUUCUGGGCGGCUGUGAUCAAGGAGAAAGGAAGUCUUUCCCUUCCUGAGUUAUGUGCUCGGAAUUUUAUUUGUUCUAUUCUAAAUCACUUCCAAUUCCGAGGGCAUUACGUUUUUGUUAUUGAGAAGUGCUCACGGUCUAUACGAAGUUUGCUCGACCAUGGUAUUCAAUUUUCAGUUUCCGUAAGUUACGGAACAAUUUUUAGGUAACUUUAUCUAGAAGAUUUGCAGUAUCUUACGACAAACUUGUUGUGCUCUUCAAUUCAUCCACAAUUUAAAAAUUGUACAUGGAUCCGUUUGUCCUCAACAUGUUGUUCAAACAUCGGAGAAGCCAUUCCAGAUUCGGCUGGUAGACUUUUCCUAUUCAUGUCUUGAAAGGGAAUGUAAAUUACCUCUACAUUUUCCUGAGGGGAAGCCAAAUUAUGCGGCUCCAGAGCUUCUGCUCGGUCGAAAAUACGGAAAGCCCUCAGAUAUUUGGGGAUUGGCCUGUCUGGCCGCUGAAAUGAUCACGAAAGAAAUCCUUUUCAAAGGUGACACGGAUACAGAAGUGGUAAGUUGUCUCUCGUACUUUUUUGUUCAUGAAAUGUAUAACUAAUACGUCUUAAAACUGUAGAUGACGAGCAUCGCUUCCUUACUUGGUGAUAUUUCUCCUCAUCUUAUUGUUUUGGAACCCAGUUCAGCGUCAAUAAAUAGGCCAGAGCAACCUUAUUUCGACAGGAAUGGAGUUUUUAUAUUUGAGGGGAAGAUUCUGAACAGGACCAGCAUUAGGGACUGUAUACCUCAGGACAUGGUGGGUUUCUCAAAUAAUCUCAAGUUCACCUUCCAGUUCGUUGACCCAAUAAAGUCGUUUCUCAAGACUUCACUUGUAUAUAAUCCGAUUCGACGGCCGACCGUAUCUACUCUUGUCAGAACAUUCACUUCCUCUACUUCCCGAGCAGCCCCCGCCUCAGCUAAACUUACACAUCACGGAAGUCCUUCAUCCAUAUCACGUUCAACGUCAGCUUGCCCACUCAAAUCGGAGACGGUAACCCGGUUAUCUAAGAGAAUGGCUUCGGAAACAGAUUACAAUGCCACCCCACGGAGAAAAAAGGCCAAGCCUUCUAUUGGUUAUAGCUAG
Messenger RNA from Bursaphelenchus xylophilus (pine wood nematode), 9427 nucleotides. Lineage: Eukaryota; Metazoa; Nematoda; Chromadorea; Rhabditida; Aphelenchoididae. The record is from the annotation of a GenBank genome assembly.